GAAGUAGAGGCUCUCUGAGCUAAACGGUACUAACCCCAACCCGAGACGCGGGUUAAACUCCAGUAAACUCUGUUUGUGGCAGCGGACUGAUGCUAACGGCGAUGCUAAAGGCUAGCUGGGCUCGUGAGCGGGGGACGGGCGAGGAAACACGAAACAGAAGUAAAGAAGAAGAAGCGGAGCAGGGUGAAGGACGCGGGAGAGGAAGCAGCACGUGACAGGAUUGGGACGCGGCCCGCCUCCUGCAGGUAAACAGGCUGAACUUUCUGCCCCGCUCGCGACACAGAUGCCCCCCGAGGGGGCAAAUAACUGAGUGAAAGUUCAGCCGCCGGUGCAGGAAUGCGGCCGCUGCUCGUGAGCCGGUCCCGGUCUCAGCGCGGAGCGGAACAGCGGAUUAAAGCGGAGGAAGCCGGAGCUCUUCUCAAGUUCCUCAUGAGAGACGCUGCAAAGUUCCUGUUAGCCGUUAGCUGCUGCUAGCAGCCCGCCGCCGGGAAGACCGGUCCCCGGUCCCCGGUCCCCGGGAGCAGGUCCCGCCGCUGGAGCCCGGAAGCUGCUCCGUGGUUCCUGGACAGCCGCAGCUCACGAGCCCUCACACUCCCGGGUCGGUGAUCAACAGGUCCGAGGACCGGACCGGACCGGAGCCUCUACCGGCCGGGACGAGGACCGGAGGACAGACAGGAGGACAGACAGGAGGACAGACAGGAGGACCACCCAUAAUCAUCAGUAAAUUGACUCAUCGAUCAUUGAACAGGUGUUCGGCCGGUCCGGCUCAGAUGUGGUUUCCUUGACGACGCUGCUACCGCUGCUCCGCUGCUCGCUGCUCCGCUCCGAUUGGCCCGCCGCCGCCCCGCCAGUCAUGGAGCCGGCCUAUCAGAAGCUUCACUCCGGCUGAGGAGGCGGAGCUCCAGACUGAAGAAGCUCUCAGCCGUCCUGCUGGCCGCCUACGGCCUGUCCAAGCUCUGUCCCCACGUCUGGAGGACGCUGCAGAGUGCAGCGGGCAGACAGCAGCAGGGGGUGGUGGACGGGACGGCAGGUGAGGAUGGAGACGUAGAAGACGGAAGACGCACGAAGAUGAAGAACAAGAAGAGCGACAAGCAGGUUCCAGCGGUCAACAGGGAUUCGUCCUGCGUCUGUCUCGGCUGCUGAGGCUCCUGUUUCCAGGUUACUGAGUCCAGAGGUCGGCUCUGCUCGCCCUUCACUGCUCACCCUGACGUCCCGGACCUUCCUGUCCAUCUAUGUGGCUCGUGGACGGAGCGAUCGUGCGCUGCAUCGUGCAGAAGGACGGCCGGGCCUUCGUGCUGCAGCUGGCCCGCUGGCUGCUGGUGGCCGUCCCGGCGACCUUCACCAACAGCAGCCUGCGCUUCCUGGAGGGUCAGCUGACCCUGAGCUUCCGCAGCCGGCUGGUCGGCCACGCCUCCCGGCUCUACCUCAGCGACCAGACGUACUACCGGGUCAGCACCAUGGACGGCCGGCUGUCCAACCCGGACCAGUCCCUGACGGAGGACAUCGCCAUGUUCUCGGCGUCCGUCUCUCACCUGUACUCCAACCUGACCAAGCCGGUGCUGGACGUGGCGGUGACCUGCUACACGCUGCUGCGCGCCGCCCGCUCCAAAGGAGCCGACACCACGUGGCCGUCCGUCAUCGCCGGCCUGGUGGUGGCGCUCACGGCCAAGGUGCUGCGGUCCUGCUCGCCGCGCUUCGGCACGCUGGUGGCCGAGGAGGCGCGGAGGAAAGGCGAGCUGCGCUACCGGCUGGCCCGCAUCAUCAGCAACUCCGAGGAGAUCGCCUUCUACGGGGGGCACAAGGUGGAGCUGGCCCAGCUGCAGACCAGCUUCGCGCGGCUGCGCUCUCAGGCGCGGCGGCUGCUGUGGAAGCGUCUGUGGUUCGUCAUGCUGGAGCAGUUCCUCAUGAAGUACGUGUGGAGCGCCGCCGGCCUGGUCAUGGUCGCCGUGCCCAUCAUCACCGCCGCCGGAUACGCCCCGCACGAUCCCGAAGAGGUGAAGCGGGCCGCCGUGGAGAUGAAGGAGGAGCAGCUGGUGAGCGAGCGGACGGAGGCCUUCACCACGGCCAGGAACCUGCUGAACGCCGCCGCCGACGCCGUGGAGCGCAUCAUGAGCUCCUACAAGGAGGUGACGGAGCUGGCCGGCUACACCGCCCGGGUCUCGGAGAUGCUGGACGUGUUUGAAGACGUGAACCAGGGGAUCUACCGCCGCUCGGCCGACCGGGAGGAGGAGCCUACGCCCGAGGUAGCCGGGGGCGGAGCCGAGGGCGAAGGAGGUGUGGUCAAACAUGGGCAGAGAGUGUGUGGGCCGCUCCAGAUCAGAGGUCAGGUGAUCAGUGUGGAGAAGGGGAUUCGCUGUGAGAACCUGCCAAUCAUCACCCCAACUGGAGACGUGGUGGUGUCCAGCCUCAACAUCCAGGUGGAGGAUGGGAUGAACGUCCUCAUCACUGGUCCUAACGGUUGUGGGAAGAGCUCCUUGUUCCGGAUCCUCAGUGGUCUGUGGCCCGUUUAUGGAGGACGGCUGUACCGACCAGAACCAGAACACAUGUUCUACAUCCCACAGAGGCCCUACAUGUCUGAGGGGACGCUGAGGGACCAGGUGAUCUACCCGGACUCUGUGGACGACAUGGUCCAGAGGGGACUGACGGACUCGGACCUCGGGGACAUCCUGAGAACCGUCCACCUGCUCUACAUCCUGGACCGAGAGGGAGGUUGGGAGGCGGUCAGCGACUGGAAGGACGUCCUGUCAGGCGGAGAGAAGCAGAGGAUGGGGAUGGCCCGCAUGUUCUACCACCGCCCCCGCUACGCCCUCCUGGAUGAGUGCACCAGCGCCGUCAGCAUCGACGUGGAGGGACGCAUCUUCCAGGCUGCAAAGGAUGCUGGGAUAUCUCUGCUGUCCAUCACACACAGACCCUCACUCUGGAAGUACCACUCUCAGCUGCUGCAGUUUGAUGGAGAAGGAGGAUGGAGGUUCGAGCCGCUGGACGCCUCCACCCGGCUCUCCCUGCAGGAGGAGAAGCAGCGUCUGGAGAACCAGCUCUCUGGGAUUCCCAGAAUGCAACAGCGGCUGGCGGAGCUGUGUGCCCUGCUGGGAGAGGAGGAGGGCGAGGGGGCAGCGGAGCACAGGUCCUGAUGGAGAGGACACACACACACACACACACACACACAGCGCCUCCUGCAGGCUGAACGGAUCUCUUAUGUUUGUUUUAAUGAAAGUUGAUUUUAUUAAAUUCUGGAUUUGAUUC
This is a messenger RNA of Salarias fasciatus (jewelled blenny), 3243 nucleotides long. RefSeq names its product ATP-binding cassette, sub-family D (ALD), member 1 (gene abcd1). Bases 1233 to 3131 code for a protein of 632 amino acids. Gene Ontology annotation, molecular function: ATP binding; long-chain fatty acid transmembrane transporter activity; ATP hydrolysis activity. NCBI's taxonomy places the organism in Eukaryota, Metazoa, Chordata, Actinopteri, Blenniiformes, Blenniidae. Gene Ontology annotation, biological process: fatty acid beta-oxidation; peroxisome organization; very long-chain fatty acid catabolic process. Gene Ontology annotation, cellular component: peroxisomal membrane. The transcript is spliced from 17 exons. The record is from RefSeq and is a predicted model, not a curated record.